This is a messenger RNA of Spodoptera exigua (beet armyworm), 667 nucleotides long. The record is from the annotation of a GenBank genome assembly. Lineage: Eukaryota; Metazoa; Arthropoda; Insecta; Lepidoptera; Noctuidae.
CUUGGCUACUUGAGAUUACAGUACACGACAGGAACAAAACGGGCAUCAUGAAAUUCGUACUAGUACUGUGCCUGAUGGCUGCCGCAGUCUUGGCUGAUGAUGAAAAGUACACCAGCAAGUACGACAACAUCGAUCUGGAUGAGAUCCUCACCAACAAGAGGCUCCUUACUGCUUACGUGAACUGCAUCAUGGAGAGAGGAAAGUGCAGCCCCGAGGGCAAGGAAUUGAAAGAACAUCUGGUUGAUGCCAUUGAGACUGGCUGCACGAAAUGUACCGAAAAUCAAGAAAAGGGAGCAUACAAGGUCAUUGAACAUUUGAUCAAGAACGAGCUGGACAUCUGGCGUGAGCUGACUGGCAAGUACGACCCCAGCGGCAAGUGGAGGAAGACUUACGAAGACCGCGCAAAGGCCAACGGCAUCAUAAUCCCAGAAUAAACUAAACCUUAUCAAGAAUAACUUACGGGUGAUUUUUAAACAGAUCCAGUUCAAGCAUUCCUCAAACCCCGCAUUGUCUUCCCGUGUUAUUUCUUUAUAGACUUUGGGAGAUCCAUAACUAAAAGGAAAUGAGAAAUGCUUAUACGCAAUCUGUUUGGAUCACUUCCAAAUGCUCAAUUUUUUACUCAGAACUUUUUUACUGUUUCUCAAUUUUUUGUUCCAUUUACCAUUGC